Syzygium oleosum is the source of this 1229-nucleotide messenger RNA. Its product is annotated as probable U3 small nucleolar RNA-associated protein 11. Lineage: Eukaryota; Viridiplantae; Streptophyta; Magnoliopsida; Myrtales; Myrtaceae. Gene Ontology annotation, biological process: rRNA processing. Gene Ontology annotation, cellular component: nucleolus; small-subunit processome. The transcript is spliced from 7 exons. The record is from RefSeq and is a predicted model, not a curated record. The coding region runs from base 192 to 878 and encodes 228 amino acids.
AAGAAGAGAAAAUUUUGAGGGUUAGGUCGAAGAAUUGCUGAUGCUGUUCUUCGAGGUUUUGGAAUAGGGGUUUAGCAGAACCAUUAAGGAAUCGGUCGGGGCUCUUUCCCUCUUGCAGCGAAGCCUUUCUUCGCCGCCGCCGCCCUGCGUCUGUAACACCCAGCAGCGUCCUAUCGCGCGUUGGAGGGAGAAUGUCUUCCCUGAGGAACGCGAUCAGUCGGCGCGCUCACAAGGAACGAGCUCAGCCGCAGUCGCGGAAGAAGUUCGGGCUCCUCGAGAAGCACAAGGACUAUGUCGUCCGGGCGAGAGCCUUCCACAAGAAGGAGGAGGCCCUGCGGAAGCUCAAGGAGAAGGCGGCUUUCAGGAACCCAGAUGAGUUCUACUUCAAGAUGGUCAAAACCAAGACCGUCGAUGGAGUUCACAGGCCGGAGAGCCAGGCAAAUAAGUACACCCAUGAAGAACUCAUGUUGAUGAAGACGCAGGACAUUGGAUAUAUUCUUCAGAAAGUGCAGAGUGAGAAAAAGAAAAUCGAAAAGCUAACCGCCAUGCUGCAUUCUCUCGAUGAUCGCCCAUCGAGCAAUCAUGUUUACUACGCGGAAGACAGGGAGGAGGCAAAAGAGAUGCAAUCAUCGUCUUCCAAGAAUGGGAAAAUAUCUUUCAAUGAUAUUCCUGAUAAUAUCAAAAGGAAAACAGCUGCUUCAUACAGAGAACUAGAGGCAAGAAAAAGUAGAGUAAAUGAUUUGGAGAAGAUAUACAUGGAUAUGUCGCUGCAGAAGGAAUUGCAGAAGAAGGGCAAGAAGCGAAAACUUCGUGAAGCUGAGAUUGUCUGCCCCUCCUCAAAACCAGUAUACAAAUGGCGGUUGGAACGGAAGCGAUGAUUACAGUUUCUAUCUGAGCUCGACGCAUCUCUUUUGCGCAAGCAAUGGUUCUCAUAUACAGUCAAAUCUCAUCUGCAAAACUUACCUGUUUGGAUGACGAUUCAGGUGGCAGAUGAACCGCUGUGAACUGGGAUCACAAUUUUUUGAUGCAUGAUAUUUGAUGUAAAAUUUGUGUUGCAGUUCGUGUAACGCUAACACAAUUUGUUGAACAUAAGUUGGUCUAUUUUUGUCUCUAUCUCGUUGUGGGAAGAAUAUAUGAAGCUGUCAUCUUUUAAACGUCAUGCCGUUGUGCCGGUAUUUUAUGGAGUGCAUAAACAAGAAGUGGAUUUAUUUGAAAGACUGUUUCGAGAA